Molecule: messenger RNA, 1368 nt
Organism: Prunus armeniaca (apricot)
Lineage: Eukaryota; Viridiplantae; Streptophyta; Magnoliopsida; Rosales; Rosaceae
Source: the annotation of a GenBank genome assembly
AUGGCUAUAAAAGUCUCGCCUAAUUUGGGACUUGGAAAAUGGAAUGACAAGCACAACAACUUCAUACCCAACCACGUAGGAAGCUUCUUUAUCUUCUUACGCGGCAACAAAACCCACCACAACGCCAUGUCAAGAGGCCACAUUGGCUGCUGCCUAUCCAGCUUCAACCAAACCCAGUCCUUCCCUGUCAUGAAAGACCAGAAAAAACUCAGCUUUUCAUCCCCAGAACCUGUGAACUACUCUCAAGAAUUGGAUGUGGCUGUCAGAACCGUGCAAUUGGCAUGCUCUCUCUGCCAGAGAGUUCAAAACAGUUUGAUUUCUAAGACCAGCGAUGGCUUUCAAUCCAAAGAUGACAAUUCCCCUGUCACUGUUGCAGAUUGGAGUGUCCAAGCAACUGUGAGCUGGAUACUGUCAGAGUCUUUUGGGAGCAGUAAUGUGUCCCUUGUUGCUGAAGAAGAUAUUCAAAAUCUUUCCAAGGCUAAGGCAGGUGGAGUAUUAGAAACUGUGGUGAAAACAGUAAAUGAAUGCCUAGCUGAAGCACCUCGCUAUGGACUUAAAGGUCCGAAAAUGGCUCUUGGGACAACAGAGGUUCUUGAAGCCAUCAGUCGAUGCAACUCCAUUGGAGGGCCUACUGGGAGAUUUUGGGCACUCGACCCUGUUGAUGGCACAUUGGGUUUUGUGCGAGGUGAUCAAUAUGCUAUUGCUCUGGCAUUAAUAGAGGAUGGAGAAGUUGUGCUUGGAGUUCUUGGCUGUCCUAAUUACCCAAUGAGGAAGGAAUGGCUCAACUAUCAUCACCGGUAUCAUAGAAUUAUAUCUAAGUUGACCCCAUCAACAUCAGAAUCUUGGGACAAAGGUUGUGUGAUUUAUGCUAGAAGAGGUAGUGGGGAGGCUUGGAUGCAACCACUGCUCCAUGUAAAUAAGAACUUAGUGUGGCCAAACUCUGCAAGACCUGUCCGAGUGUCCUCCAUUGAUAAUCCAUCAUUGGCAACCUUCUGUGAACCUGUUGAGAAGGCAAAUUCAAGUCAUUCCUUCACAGCGGGGCUAGCUCACAGUGUGGGGCUCAGGAAGCAGCCAUUGCGAGUAUACAGCAUGGUGAAGUACGCGGCCAUAGCUCGUGGGGAUGCCGAGAUUUUUAUGAAGUUUGCAAGGGCUGGCUACAAGGAGAAGAUUUGGGAUCAUGCAGCUGGUGUAGUUAUCAUACAAGAGGCUGGUGGUGUAGUUACAGAUGCUGGAGGGCGUCCACUGGACUUUUCAAAGGGCAUAUACUUAGAAGGUCUUGAUCGAGGUGUAAUUGCUAGCGCUGGAGCCAACCUGCAUGACAAAAUCAUCAGGGCUGUUGAUGCUAGCUGGGACUCAUCUGCUUUAUAA